AUGGCCAGGGAGAGGCCACCCGGCCGGGGCCGCGGCAUCCUGCGCCGGUGGCUGCUCGGCGCCGCGCUGCUGCUGCUGCUGCUGGGCCUGCGGCUCUGCCUGGAGCUGCGCCGCGCGGGGUCGGGACCCCCAGCCCGCAGCGCCCCACCGGGCCCGGCUCCCCGGCCUCCGGGGCCGCACCUGCUGCCCCCGCUGGGCCCGCCGCGGGGUGCCAGCAGGAGGCAGGUGACCUACGUGCGCAGUGGGCGCCGAGUGCCCCCCGCGCCCACGCCCGGCUGCUGCGCCCCGCGCGGGCGCCCCCGCACGAAGGGAUCCCGGUGGCACAUAGAGCUCCAGCCAUGGGCAGGCCCUGCUCAGUCCCUAGAAGAGGAGGCCUCGAGGUUCCUGAGAUACAUCAACACCAUGCAGAUUGUAUGUGAUCACAUGGGUGCAGACUCCAGCCUUGCCAAGAAGCCCUGGUUGGUGUGUCUUGAUGACAGGUUUGGCUUAGCUCAUCAAAUCCGCAACAAGCAGUGCCGCCUCUAUUCUCUAGGGCUGGGAAGUGAUGAUACUCAUUUUGAAGCAAGUAUGGCCAAUAAUGGAUGUGAAGUACACCAUUUUGAUCCUAGUGUGAAAUCAGCUCACAUUCUGGAGAGCCAGCGCCUUUGGCAUCACAGACUGUCCAUUGAUUGGCGUGAUCCCCAUCCAGCUGUUGCUGCCCAAAAGACACAUAGCAACACCAGAAAACUGAGAAGCAUCUUGGAUGAAUUUGGGCAUCACAAGAUUGAUGUUCUCAAGGCAGAUCUGGAAAGUGCAGAAUGGAAAGUGUUGGAGAAUCUUAUUUUGGAAGAUGUCCUUGAUCAGAUUGGACAGCUCAUCUUUGAGAUCCACCUCCACUGGCCUGGCUUUGAGGUCAGCGGCAAUGACAGCAGUGUGGUGCGGUUCUGGUACAGCCUCUUCAAAGAGUUAGAGUGGAAGGAUUUCAGGCUUUUUCACAGUUAUAAAGAUUUGUCUAAACCACAGCUCUUCUUGAAGAAAGACAUUUUCAAUGCUAGUAGCUGUUACACUCUAAGCUGGGUGAACACGAGAUGGAAAUAGAAGCAGGACCUCAUCAAGGACAUGUUUGCAGAGGGAUCUUUCCAUUCUCCUGGCUACAAGUUCACUCCUCCCUCUAGCUAGCUGUCUAAUCCUUGCUCAAGCAGGGAUUGUGGUGUUGUCUUUACAGUGCAUAUAGCCUGGUGCUCAAUGUGUGAGAGGUGUUUAGUUAAUACUGGUGGAAGGGACAAACAUGGAUACCCCCAUUUAUCCAGACUUGGUUCUGUUGUCUUUGAUAGAAUGUGGGGGAUGUAUAUAAUUUUUCCUUAUAAACCCAUUAUGUCUCUAUAGUCUGUGAAUUCACCAAUGCUGAAAUUAUAUAAAUAAUCCACUUUUACUAGUUUGAUGAGAUUCUUAAGUUCAUUGUUCACUGUUCAAAAUUGGGGCUUUCAUUUGACUUUAGCUCACUUCUUUCCAGAUUUUGCUCGUUCAUCUUAGAAAUAUGCUUUUCAACCUUGUGAAUUUCAGUCAGUCCUUCUCAGUCCUUGCUGACACCACACUGUGGCUUCAUAAAAACUAUUGCUUCUGGUUUCUGGAAACUCAGAUCCCAUAUUCUGUCCUGAACUUAAAAGGGACUAUGAAGAGCUUCAAGAUUCUUUCUGUACCCAGCUUUAAAUCCCUUUCAUUUCCAGUGAAACUAAGCACAAAGCAGGAUCUGAGAGUCAUCACUUUCGCAUUCCCUCUGCUUCAGCCUCAGCAGAACAUGUAGGUUGUCAAGAAUCAAAUUAUUUCUAUCAGUUCUGUUUA
Messenger RNA from Dipodomys spectabilis (banner-tailed kangaroo rat), 1821 nucleotides. RefSeq names its product methyltransferase like 24 (gene Mettl24). The record is from RefSeq and is a predicted model, not a curated record. The transcript is spliced from 5 exons. Bases 1 to 1077 code for a protein of 358 amino acids. NCBI's taxonomy places the organism in Eukaryota, Metazoa, Chordata, Mammalia, Rodentia, Heteromyidae.